Molecule: messenger RNA, 1548 nt
Organism: Scheffersomyces amazonensis
Lineage: Eukaryota; Fungi; Ascomycota; Pichiomycetes; Serinales; Debaryomycetaceae
Exons: 1
Coding region: 267-1505 (412 amino acids)
Source: RefSeq, a predicted model, not a curated record
AUUAACUCUUCCACUUAUUAAAAAUUGGGUAUCAUAUUUGUCUUCAUCCUUAUAAAUCUAUCUAUAUUAUUAUCUACAUAAUAUGUCCAAUAAGAAUAUCUCGAUGAGAGUUUUCAUUAGUUACUAGUUUCUCUCAAAAAUUUUGCAUGUAAGUAUUCCCUCUAUAUAUAAUUUUAUAUCGUGUAUAGUGAGAAUAUACGGAAAAAAAAAACUCUAUAAUUAAAUCAUUGCUUUAUCAACCAUUAGCAGUUCUAACACUACACUCAAUGUUAAGGCCAAUAGGUUCGCGCGUGGUUGCAGCAAGACAUCUACAUGCAACCAAACAAACACUUCAAUCAGCAAAUCGGUUUUCGUUCUUGAAGCCACAAGCUAACACAGUCAGUAGUAGCGAUGAUGCAAUCCCUGAACAGAGUCUGGGACAGUUAAACGGAAACCGAUUUGCACAAAAGUUCAAUAGUAACGGAAGAAAUGAGAGAAUUAAUGGAAAUGAUAGAACUAAAAGAAAUGAAACAAACCAGAGAUCUUUCCGCUGGAAUUCAGACAGAGAUCCUGGUAGAGACAGAAACAAUUGGAAACUUAGAACAUCUAACUUCAAUGAGAGUAGGCCCAGACAAAGAAGAGAGAUGUUUCAACUAACUACAGGAUCCGAAUUUUCUCAGAGUGCAUUGAAAGAUUUGAUUCGUAAAGUAGAAGAACUUGAAACCAAGUACGUUGUCAAUUAUUUGAAUCCAGAUCUGAAUCAAAUCCAAGAGAAACAUCUAGAAGAAAUCACCAAUAAACUUAAUUUAGAAGAAGAAGGAUUAUUAUUGAUUGUCAAGGAGAAUGACCUCCCAUUAGUAAGACAUAUAAAGGUUGUAGAUAUGGUCAAAUCAUAUAGUGAAGAAUUAGCUCAGAAGAAACAGCAAGAAUUACUUGAAUCAGGUAAUUCAGCAGCAUUAAGAGCUGCUCAUCAAAGAAUGAAGCAGGAACACAAGAAGUCGGCGGAAAAGAGUGUUACCUUAUAUUUCAGUAUUAGUGUUAGUGAUUUAGUGAAUCAAAAGAAACGAGAAAUGACAAAGUUUAUUGAAAGUGGAACAAAGUUCAUUAUCUACUUAACCAUGAAAAGGCCAUACUUCUCUAGUAAAAAAUCAUCGACAGAAGUUGACAGUGAAAGUGGUUCAAAAACAUAUGAUAUUCGAAAUGCUGCCAAAUUCCGUGAUGACACAGGUGAAGUUGAUGAAGACUUGUUCGAUAUUGAAUUGGCUAAACGACAAUUAAUCUUGGAUAAUUUGGUGAAAGUCUUAGAUGAAUUUGGCUGUACUUACAACAUAGAAGGAGCCAUUCAUAAUCGAAUGAAAAUUGAUGUGACUCCAAAGGAAGUACCCAAGGAAGCACAACAGAGACCACAAGCACUGUCAUCUAAAAAAGUUAAGGAGAAGAAAGAAAAGAGAUCAAAAGAACCAGCCAAGACCAAGAAAUCAGAAGAGGACUUGGAUGCACUCUAUCUGUUCAAGAUUGAGGAUUAAUGUACAUAAACUUGUAAAUAGGAUUAUAUAUAUAUAUAUUAGU